CAGAGUUAUGAUGGAGCGAAUGUAAUGAGCGGCGAGCAUGGAGGCGUCCAGGCGAAAAUCAAGACUAUGUGUCCUCAGGCUACUUACUGUCACUGUUAUGCACACCGUCUGAAUCUGGCUCUCGUAGACUGCUGCAAAACUAUCCCAGUCGCUUACGAAUAUUUUUCACUUCUGAAUUCCCUUUACGUUUUCGUAUCUUCGUCGGCCGUUCACUGCGUACUUGAAUGUGUUCAGGAGAAUAUGAAGGAAAUCAAUUCCUCGUAUAAACCGGUUCAUCUUAAACGGUUAUCAGACACAAGGUGGACAUGUAGGGUAGACAGUGUAAGAGCUGUACACGACGGGUACAAAGCAAUCAUAGAGACUCUUCGUCGAGUUUCUGAGGGGAACAACAAGGAUCGUGCGGUGCAGUCCAAAGGAUUACUAAGUCAGAUUCAGUCUCUACAGUUCAUUGCUUGUACCGUCAUAUUUAAGAAAGCUCUCCUACUGACAAAGGGGGUUUCAGAUGUACUGCAGAGUAAGCAACUUGAUCUAGCUGCAGCCGUAGAUUUGGUAGAAACGGCAAUAGACACUUUGCUUGAAUGGAGAGAGGCGUCAUUUGAUUCAUCAUUGUGGAAGAAUCUAUGGAAUGAUAUCGAAGAACUGGCCAGAAACAACGAAGUGGACCUUGGUGAUCUUUCCCAGUCGAGGCGCCGCAAUCGAGUCAGCCAUCAGCCAACACGUCUAGAUGAGUACGUAAUAAUGGAAACGACCGGCAGGCAACCAGUUAUUUCAGAGGACGUCGAAACCUAUGUUAGAGUUUCCGUCUACUACGAAGUGCUUGACUCAAUCAUAGGAGAAAUGAAGCGCCGAUUUUCCCAUGAGACUCGUCCACUGAUAAGGGCAUGUAGCGCUUGCAUGCCUGGAUCAUCUUUUCUCAAUGCAACUACUAUGCAGCCAUUGAUUGUCCACUACAAGCUAAAUUUUGAGGACAUUUCUGUGCAAGCCGAAGAAUGCAAACGGUUUCUUGCAAGGAAGAAGGAUGUAAACUCUUUAUCUGACGUCUUACACCAUCUCUUGCCAGUCAAAGAGGCGUUUGUAGAGUUGUAUAAACUUCUGACCAUAGUGUUGACUAUGGGUGUGUCAACAGCAUCUUGCGAACGCUCGUUUUCGUGUCUGAAGAGGCUAAAAAGCUAUCUUCGGGCCGGUAUGGGUCAAGAUCGGUUAAACAGUAUGGCUUUGCUUGCAAUAGAGAGAGACCUCUCUGGAAAAAUAGACAUUGACGAAGCAAUUGAGUUAUUUGCUAGAAUAGACAAGAACAGGAGAAUUAAGUUACUAAAGUAGAUUGCUGUCUAUAGUGUAAAAACCGCACAGUGUGAGAGCUCUUCAGGAAGUACAAU
This is a messenger RNA of Corticium candelabrum, 1376 nucleotides long. RefSeq names its product zinc finger MYM-type protein 1-like. The coding region runs from base 25 to 1320 and encodes 431 amino acids. NCBI's taxonomy places the organism in Eukaryota, Metazoa, Porifera, Homoscleromorpha, Homosclerophorida, Plakinidae. The record is from RefSeq and is a predicted model, not a curated record. The transcript has a single exon. Gene Ontology annotation, molecular function: protein dimerization activity.